AUGGAGGGCGUACUGGACUUGCAGCCCGUGAUGACUCUCGAGGAGGAGCUGAACGAGUUCCACGCGCACCACAAGGCACUCGGGUCCUCGCACUUCGCCCUCCUCCCGUCUAACGAUUUCGAGACCCUGAACGACUACAUCAAGUACCUGCACGACGAGAUUCAGAUAGCCAGCGCUGACGUUCAAGUCAACGGUGGUGCCCAAUUUCGGAGGAUGAUGAAUGAGGUUGAGAUUUUCCUCAGGUUUUCGGAGAUAAACGUCGAAACUAAGAAGCGAGACGUAAUCCAAGCCCGUGGCGUCUCCAUGAGCUGCUUGACUUGGAGGGAUGUCGUGGUGAAGUUGUUAAGCAAUGAGGCGCACUUGCCGUUGCAGCGUCGUGUUCAGUAUGUCGGGGAGCGGAUCAAGUGGUUCUUCGAGCAGCAGAAAGAGGCGGUUCUGGCAUUCAUGGACAAGUUGGAGGGCACGCCUUCUGCUAAUCUUUAUUCUCCGCUGUACCCGAAGCACGCCAAGCUCAUAAAGCAGAACUCGAUGAUCAAGCAGCUGGUCUUCAAGACGUACGACAGUGCGUGCCAGCGUCAGCUGGGCCAGUUCGUGGAGCUUUUCGACAAUAUGCUCACCUCGACCUUCUCCAACCCCUGGGUGUUCCUGAAGAGCGCGACGGCCGGCCCGAUGGAGGGCGAGCUGGACGACUGCCCAGUGCCCGACUUCAACGACACGAAGGAGCGGAUCCCGGAGGAGAUCCAGAACCGCGCCGGCAUGGAGACCACACUGUCGAAGUGGCUCUCCGAGAUUCCCACAGGGCCCCAGGAGAUCGACACGGCCGUCGACAAGGUUCAGAUGCUGGUUCUGAAAACCUACAGCUACAUCCGCUCGCAGGUGUGCGACCAGGUGGAGCUGUUCGCAGAGUCGUUUUUCAAACUCCCGAUGCUGCGCCGGCUCGAGGAGGACAUGUCCAUGAUUGACCUCUCUUCGGAAGACCAGGACAACUACCAGUUCAGGAGGGACAAGCUGGGAGCGCAUAUAAACCAAACUCAAGACGGCCUCGUGGAGAUCGAGGCGUGCAUUGACAGGCUCCAGAACUUCAGGCUCCGGUGCGAGGCCAGGAGGUGA
This is a messenger RNA of Prorocentrum cordatum, 1110 nucleotides long. NCBI's taxonomy places the organism in Eukaryota, Dinophyceae, Prorocentrales, Prorocentraceae. The record is from the annotation of a GenBank genome assembly.